Messenger RNA from Humulus lupulus (European hop), 2004 nucleotides. RefSeq names its product serine/threonine-protein kinase STY13-like. The transcript is spliced from 6 exons. The record is from RefSeq and is a predicted model, not a curated record. Gene Ontology annotation, cellular component: plasma membrane. The coding region runs from base 312 to 1502 and encodes 396 amino acids. Gene Ontology annotation, molecular function: ATP binding; protein kinase activity. Lineage: Eukaryota; Viridiplantae; Streptophyta; Magnoliopsida; Rosales; Cannabaceae. Gene Ontology annotation, biological process: protein phosphorylation.
GGAGGGAGGCAGGGAGGGAAGGAGAGGAGGAGACCAAAGUGGGUCAGAAGUACACGUUGUGCGCAGGCAAUUCCAUGUGCCCACAUGGAUGAUUGGAGAGUUGGAGUGAAGAAGCCAUAGCCAAAUUGCUAGAGCCAAAGAACAAAGCUUUACAAUCAAUCAAUCAAUCAAAUGAAAUUCUGACUCCUAGAGAGAUUUACAGGAAGAGAGAAGGAAAACCCACCACGGAAACCGUCUUCUGAGUUGUGAUUCUCAGUUUCUAGAGAGAAAAAGGUCUCAAAUCCAGAAGGGUUUAGAGAGAACGAGCAAAGAUGAAGGAAGGCAAUGAUGGGUUUGUGAGGGCAGAUCAGAUUGAUCUCAAGAGCUUAGAUGAACAGCUCGAGAGGCAUCUCAACAAGGUUUGGACUAUGGACAAGAAUAAGACCAAGGAUGAAGAAAUCAAUCUACCUACUACCACCACCGCUGCCACAACUACCGCAUCAGCCACAGCUACCGCCAUUUCUUCCGCCGGCUCCGGCUCCGGCGCCGGAAAGUCUGUCUUUAGUCCCUUCAAGCAGAGGCAAGAGUGGGAGAUCGAUCCCUCCAAGCUCCUCAUCAAGUCCGUCAUCGCUCGUGGCACUUUUGGCACUGUUCAUCGUGGUUUCUACGACGGUCUCGAUGUUGCUGUUAAAUUGCUUGACUGGGGUGAAGAGGGCCACAGGACAGAAGCUGAGAUUGCUUCACUAAGAGCAGCUUUUACACAAGAAGUUGCUGUCUGGCAUAAACUUGAUCAUCCUAAUGUUACCAAGUUUAUAGGGGCAAAAAUGGGUUCAUCUGAUCUACGAAUACAGACUGAAAAUGGUUUCAUGGGCAUGCCCAACAGUGUUUGCUGUGUUGUUGUGGAAUAUCUUCCAGGAGGUGCUCUGAAAUCUUUCCUCAUAAAGAACAGACGAAGAAAACUAGCUUUUAAGGUCGUUGUUCAGCUGGCUUUGGAUCUUGCUAGAGGUUUGAGUUACCUUCAUUCGCAGAAGAUUGUUCACAGAGAUGUAAAGACAGAGAAUAUGCUUUUGGACAAGACACGUACAGUAAAAAUUGCGGACUUUGGGGUGGCUCGAGUUGAGGCUUCAAAUCCUAAUGACAUGACCGGGGAGACUGGGACACUUGGUUACAUGGCUCCCGAGGUUCUCAAUGGAAAUCCCUAUAACCGGAAGUGUGAUGUUUACAGUUUUGGCAUUUGUCUUUGGGAGAUAUACUGCUGUGACAUGCCAUAUCCCGACCUUAGUUUCUCAGAAGUUACUUCUGCUGUGGUCCGCCAGAAUCUGAGACCAGAGAUACCAAGAUGUUGUCCAAGUUCCUUGUCCAACGUAAUGAAGCGAUGCUGGGAUGCCAACCCGGACAAGCGGCCAGAGAUGGAUGAAGUAGUUUCAAUGUUGGAGGCCAUAGACACAUCCAAAGGUGGAGGUAUGAUCCCUGGUGACCAGCCUCAGGGUUGUCUCUGCUUCCGCAAGUAUCGAGGGCCUUGAGGCUUUCUUACUUUCAAUCAGAUGAGCCAAUUUGAAGUAUGAUUAUUCUUAGGAUCGGAGAGAUUUCGAUCCAAUCUGUAUUUAUGAUGAUGAAAAAAGAUUAGAAAUUUGGGAUGUUCAAAACAAGAGGUGAAGAUUGCUGUUGGGUAUACGCUGCUGAAAGAAAUACAUCUCGUUUUUUGGGAGGAUGUAAAGCUUUUGUUAGUAUUUUUUCUUUCCUUCUUUUUCUUGGUUUUUAAGCACCUCCUUUGUAAGAUCUCCCAUCAUAUACCAUAAAUAAUAAUAUUGUUGUUAUAAUUAAGUUGACCAGGCCAUACCACAUCUCCUAAAAGGAAACUCUCAAGGACAUGGCUUGUGUAUUGGUGAAUUCUUUUGCUUGAUGAUUUGGAAAUGUAGGCUUAAGAGGUGAAAAGGUUUUUUUUUACUCUUGUGGGGGAUUUUCUGUAAUAUUGUUUAGGGUUUGCUAUUUUUUUUUCACUAUAUUAAACAACAAAUUUCUCUA